CCAGUUCCUUCCUCUUCUCCGCCAGCCAUCCUCUUCCUCCUCCUCCUCUCCCUCCUGUCGGCUGCUGGAGCAGCGGGGUGGAGGGAGCAGGGCCAGGUUGGCACUCGGGAGGGACCCAGGGAAUGCUGGCCCACAGCCCACACCCACUCCCGUGCUGCCCAUCCCUGUGAUGGUGCAAUCCCGAGGUACCGGCUUCACCCCCUGCUGCAGUGGUGCAGGGCGUUAGCGCUCCCGUGGGGCCAGGAGGCAGCUGGGUGGAAAGCUCAUCCCGGGGGCUGUCGCCGCCCUGAGCCUCAUGGUCAUUUAAUACUUCACCCAUUAACUUGGACUAAUAAACCCCGUGGGAGCGAGAGGCUAAAAGCUGUGCCAGCCGGGCAGAGCCUCUUCCACAAGCACCGUGCCCGCAGCCUCACCAUGGCGGCUGGCUUCUUCAUCAGCAAGAGCGUGGGCAUCGUGGCCAUCGUGCUGGCCCUGGGGGCUGUGGCCACCAUCAUCGCACUCUCAGUGGUCUACGCCCAGGAGAAGAACAAGGUGACGGACGUUGGCACCACCACCACCACCACAGCCGCCCCCCGCCCCACCACGGCCGGCCCCCCCAUCACGGACACUGCCCCCACCACCGCUGUGUCCCCCUCCUCCGCUGGCCCCGAAUACGCUUGGAACCGGUGGCGGCUGCCGACGACGCUGACGCCAGAGUCCUAUGAGGUGACCUUGCAGCCCUUCCUGACACCCGAUGCCAACAAUGUCUACAUCUUCAAGGGCAACAGCAGUGUGGUCUUCAUCUGCACAGAAGCCACCGACCUCAUCCUCAUCCACAGCAACAAGCUGAACUACACCCUGCAAGGGUCCUUCCACGCCUCGCUGCAGGCGGUGGACGGCUCUAGGGUGCCCCCCAUUUCCAGCACCUGGCUGGAGACCCCCACCCAGUACCUGGUGGUGCAGUUGGGCAGCUCGCUGCAGCGGGGCCAGCGCUACCGUCUCAUCACCAUCUUCACGGGGGAGCUGGCUGAUGACUUGGCUGGCUUCUACCGCAGCGAAUAUGUGAAUGCCUCAGGCGUCAAGAAGGUGGUGGCCACCACGCAGAUGCAGGCGGCGGACGCGCGGAAAGCCUUCCCCUGCUUUGAUGAGCCAGCCAUGAAAGCCAACUUCACAGUGACGCUGAUCCACCCCUCUGACCACAAGGCCAUUUCUAACAUGCCGGUCACGAGGACCUGGCAGCAGCAGAUUGAUGGGAAGAGCUGGAAUGUCACUGAGUUUCAGACCACCCCCAGGAUGUCCACGUACCUGCUGGCCUUCAUUGUCAGCCAAUUCGACUAUGUGGAGAGCAAUGAGAGCAAUGUGCUGAUUCGCAUCUGGGGCCGCCCCGAGGCCAUCGCCGAGGGCCAGGGCAGCUACGCGCUCCAGGUGACAGGCCCUAUCCUCAGCUUCUUUGAGAAGCACUACAACACGUCAUACCCGCUGCCCAAAUCCGACCAGGUCGGCCUCCCCGACUUCAAUGCAGGCGCGAUGGAGAACUGGGGGCUGGUGACUUACCGUGAGAACUCGCUGCUCUUUGACAACGCCUACUCCUCCAUCGGCAACAAGGAGCGGGUGGUGACCGUCAUUGCCCAUGAGCUGGCUCACCAGUGGUUCGGGAACCUGGUGACCCUGCGGUGGUGGAAUGACUUGUGGCUGAACGAGGGUUUUGCCUCCUACGUGGAGUACCUGGGCGCCAACGCAGUGGAGAAGACCUGGAACAUCAAAGACCUGAUGGUGCUGAAUGAGGUGUACACGGUGAUGGCAACAGACGCCCUGGCCACCUCCCACCCACUCUCCUUCCGCGAGGAUGAGGUCAACACCCCAGCUCAGAUCAGUGAGGUCUUUGACAGCAUCGCCUACAGCAAGGGAGCGUCAGUGCUGCGGAUGCUCUCCGACUUCCUCACCGAGGAUGUGUUCAAGGAGGGGCUGCAGUCCUACCUCCACACCUUCGCCUACGGGAACACCGUCUACACUGACCUCUGGUCUCAUCUGCAAGAGGCUGUGGUGAAGUACAAUGUCCCGCUGCCCGACUCCAUUAGCAGGAUCAUGGACCGCUGGACGCUGCAGAUGGGCUUCCCCUUGGUCACCGUCGACACCCGCACCGGUAUUGUCAGGCAGACACACUUCCUGCUCGACCCCAACUCCACGGUGGACAGACCCUCCAUCUUCAACUACAUCUGGAUCGUCCCCAUCACCUGGAUGACACGUGACACCCUUGGGGACAGGUACUGGCUGACUGAUAUCUUAGAAACCAAUAACCAGUUCAAGGUGAACAGCUCCAGCUGGCUCUUGCUGAACCUGAACGUCAGCGGCUACUUCCGCGUCAACUACAACCAGGAGAACUGGGACCAGCUCCUUGGCCAACUCACCACUGACCACCAGGUGAUCCCUGUCAUCAACCGUGCCCAGAUCAUCGAUGAUGCCUUCAACCUGGCCAGGGCUGGUUACGUCAACGUGACCUUGGCCUUGAACACCACGCGGUUCCUGAACCAGGAGACAGCGUACAUGCCCUGGCAGGCGGCGCUCAACAACCUCCGGUACUUCCAGCUGAUGUUUGACCGCAGCGAGGUCUUCGGGGUGAUGCAGAAAUACAUCCAGAAGCAGGUGACUCCCCUCUUCAACUACUACAAGAACCUCACCAACGACUGGGUCAACAUCCCCAGUGGCCUGAUGGACCAGUACAACGAGAUCAACGCCAUCAGCACAGCCUGCUCCUACGGCAUCACUGAGUGCCAGGAACUGGCCACCAAAUAUUUCCACCAGUGGCAGCAAAACAUCACUAGGAACCCGAUCCCCCCAAACCUGCGCUCCUCCAUCUACUGCAGUGUAGUGGCCACAGGCGGGGAGGAGGCCUGGAACUUCAUCUGGGAGAGGUUCCAGGAGGCCACUGUCGUGUCUGAGGCCGACAAGCUCCGCACGGCCCUUUCCUGCAGCCCCCAGCCCUGGAUCCUCAACCGGUAUCUGCAGUACACCCUGGACCCCAACAAGAUCCGGAAGCAGGAUGCCACCGCCACCAUCAACAGCAUUGCCAGCAAUGUGGUGGGGCAGCCCCUGGCCUGGGACUUCAUCCGUGGCAACUGGAGGAUGCUUUUCAGCCAGUACGGGGGUGGCUCCUUUUCCUUCUCCCGGCUGAUUUUAUCGGUGACCCAGCGGUUUUCCACAGAGUAUGAGCUGCAGCAGCUGGAGCAGUUCAAGGCAGACAACCAGGACAUCGGCUUUGGGUCGGGGACACGGGCGCUGGAGCAGGCACUGGAGAGGACCCGCGCCAACAUCAACUGGGUGAAGGAGAACCGGCAGCCAGUGCUGGAUUGGUUCCAGGGCGAGACUACCCUCAGAUAACCCUGCGGCCCCUGCCGCUGUGCACCCUCCUCCCCGCCCAGCCAUGGGGCCUGGAGCUCCCGGCACCCACCGCCCCACUGCUGGGAUGGGCCCUUGCCCACUCCCCUGCUCCACACACUCCAUUCUCUCUGACCCCCAGCCCCAAAUGCUCCUCCUGGCAGCCCCCCCACGCCAGACCCCCGCUGCUGGUGAGGGGCAGGGGCUGCUGCCUGUGGGCAGGGCCUGACGCCUGUAUGAUGAGCAGCAGAGGGGGGCUGGGGGGGCUUUGGGGUGGGAGGGGGGGACCCAGCAGU
Molecule: messenger RNA, 3650 nt
Organism: Athene cunicularia (burrowing owl)
Lineage: Eukaryota; Metazoa; Chordata; Aves; Strigiformes; Strigidae
Gene: ANPEP
Product: alanyl aminopeptidase, membrane
Exons: 21
Coding region: 415-3357 (980 amino acids)
Biological process (GO): peptide catabolic process; proteolysis
Cellular component (GO): cytoplasm
Molecular function (GO): metalloaminopeptidase activity; zinc ion binding; peptide binding
Source: RefSeq, a predicted model, not a curated record